Molecule: messenger RNA, 1149 nt
Organism: Fraxinus pennsylvanica
Lineage: Eukaryota; Viridiplantae; Streptophyta; Magnoliopsida; Lamiales; Oleaceae
Source: the annotation of a GenBank genome assembly
AUGGGAGAGCAAACUUUAUGGGGGAGUAUGAAGCCCUAUAUGGCCAUGGUGUCUCUACAGUUCGGCUACGCCGGAAUGUACAUUAUCACCAUGCUUUCCUUCAAGCAUGGGUUCAGUCAUUGGAUUCUAGUCGUGUAUCGCCAUGCAUUUGCCACGAUAGUUUUUGCGCCUUUAGCAUUUUUUCUCGAAAGGAAAACAAGGCCUAAGCUAACUCUAUCAGUCUUUUGGAAGAUAAUGCUGCUUGGUUUCCUGGAGCCUGUGCUGGAUCAGAACUUGUAUUAUGUUGGAAUGAAGCUUACAUCAGCAACUUUUACAGCUGCUACUGCCAACGUUCUCCCAGCCAUCACCUUCAUAAUGGCCGUUAUUUUCAGGAUGGAGAAGGUUAACUUAAAACAGCUACACAGUCUGGCAAAGGUGAUUGGAACUGGAAUAACACUCUUAGGUACAAUGCUCAUGACAUUCUAUAAAGGCCCUGUAGUCGAUAUUCUUCCCCACUCACUAGGCGGAAGCCACCAUGAAAUCACCACCAGUGGCUCAGCCGAUCAGCACUGGGUCGCCGGCACAAUUAUGUUGCUUUCUUGUAUUGUGGGUUGGUCCGGUUUCUUUAUACUCCAAAAUAAGACACUGAAGGAAUAUCCUGCAGAGCUCUCUCUUACGUCAUUAGUUUGUUUCAUGGGGAUGGUGGAAGGUGGAGUUGUGGCUGUGAUAAUGGAACGCCAUACCAGUGCCUGGGCAAUUGGUUUUGACUCAAGACUUCUUGCUUCUGCAUAUUCUGGGAUUGUUUGCUCAGGAAUUGCAUAUUAUCUACAAAGUGUUGUCAACAAGAUAAGAGGUCCAGUGUUUGUGACCGCAUUCAGUCCUCUAAGCAUGAUAAUCACAGCUAUUUUGGGAUCCAUGGUUUUGGCAGAGCAAAUUCACCUUGGAAGCUUAAUAGGAGCAAUUAUCAUUGUGUUUGGACUCUACUCAGUUGUAUGGGGUAAGAGCAAAGAGAAUUCAAACUCAGACAAGUUAAUGUACGAGGAAAACAAGUCCCAUGAUGAAUUGCCAGUGGUGUACAAGAAAACAUCAAACAUUCUUGACAACGCCACAACUGACACUGAUGUAAAACCAGAUGUACGUGAGAAGAAUUCCUUAAAUCAAGAGCCAUGA